This is a messenger RNA of Peromyscus leucopus (white-footed mouse), 1446 nucleotides long. Its product is annotated as PRAME family member 12-like. NCBI's taxonomy places the organism in Eukaryota, Metazoa, Chordata, Mammalia, Rodentia, Cricetidae. Gene Ontology annotation, cellular component: cytoplasm. Gene Ontology annotation, biological process: positive regulation of cell population proliferation; negative regulation of DNA-templated transcription; negative regulation of apoptotic process. The record is from RefSeq and is a predicted model, not a curated record. The transcript has 3 exons. The coding region runs from base 1 to 1446 and encodes 481 amino acids.
AUGAGCAACCGUUCCCUACCCACACUGGAGGAGCUGGCCAGGCAGGCGCUGCUGAGAAAUGAGGCCUUGGCCAUCUCUGCUCUGGAGGACCUGCCCUGGAUGCUCUUCCCAGCACUGUUCAAGGAGGCCGUCCAUGGCAGAUUAAAUAGACUUGUGAAGGCAAUGGUGGCAGCCUGGCCUUUCCCCUGCCUCCCUGUGGGGGCGUUGAUGAACACCUUCAACCUGGAGAUGGUCCAGGAGAUGCUGGAUGGACUGGAUGUCCUACUUACACAGAAUAUUCACCCCAGGAGGGGGAAACUUCGAGAAAUCGAUUUUCGGAGAGUGCACCACAGAUUCUGGACUGUAUGGGCUGGAGCAGAGGAUCGGGACUGCUCAGCAGAGACUGUGAGUGAGAAGCAGGAGGUGAAGCCCCCUCUCAGAUAUGAGCUGACCCAGCCUCUGCAGGUGAUAACUGACCUUUACUUCCGGUUCCAACUGGAUGAAGCAGAAACAAACUUCUUAGAGUGGGCCCAGCAGAGAGGAGACUCCCUACAGUUCUGCUGUGUGAACAUGAAGAUUGAGUCCUUGUCCCUAGAUAAUGUCGGCACGAUUCUGACAGUUUUCCAGCCUGAUCACAUCCAGGUGUUGGAACUCCGCAUAGAUUGGAGCUGGCCCACUCUGGCACAGUUUUCUCCCUACCUCGCUCACAUGAGAAAUCUUCACACGCUUUCUCUAGUGCAAAUUCCCACGGACAGAUUGGGGCUUGACGAUCUACCAGGCUCAGAGGAAAAGGAGCCUGUCAGGCAUUUUCUUUCUCAGUUCUCCACACUCAGCAGUCUCCAGCAUCUCUCUUUGAAUGGCCUCUCUCUUGCCAGUAGGCACAUGAAACUCCUGCUCAGGAACCUGAAGACGCCCUUGGAAUCCUUCUCUGUCACUCACUGCCGGCUUUUCCAGUCACACUUGAAACACCUGUCCCGGUGUGAGCGGCUCCAUCAACUAAAACACCUGGACAUGUGUGGCGUUCCUCUGUCCCGUUUGCGGAUGAAGCCUCUCAGAGUUCUCCUAGAGAAAGUGGCGAACACCCUUGAGACUCUGGGAUUUCAGGGGUGUGGGAUAAAGGACUCCCAACUCAGUGUUCUCCUACCUGCCCUCAGCCAAUGCUCGCAGCUCACUAAGGUCAAUUUUUAUUUUAAUGACUUCUCUGUGAAUGUCUUGAGUGACCUUCUCCGCCACACAGCCAACUUUACCAAGAUGGCCACGGAGCAGUACCCUAUCCCUCUGGAGUGCUUUGAUGAGUUUGGUUACCUCUCCAGAGAGUUAGUUGUCCAACUUUGCCUUGGGCUCGUGGAUACACUCAGGGCCAUAAGGGAGCCCAAGGACAUCUCCUUCGCCACAGUUCUCUGCCACGGUUGUUUGAAGGGCCAUGUGUCUGACCUGGAGGCCAGAGUUUGUCCCUGCUUGCAGUAA